Molecule: messenger RNA, 1051 nt
Organism: Podarcis lilfordi (Lilford's wall lizard)
Lineage: Eukaryota; Metazoa; Chordata; Lepidosauria; Squamata; Lacertidae
Source: the annotation of a GenBank genome assembly
AUGACCAGCAGCCUAGUGUUGCCCAGCCCCCUGCUGGCCAAAUCCUGCCAGUGCUGGUGAGGCCAGAGAUGCAAACAGUGGCCCAAAAUAACAAAGUAGAGCCGGUAGUCCUGCCAGGGUUGGUACAGCAGCAAGCAAGACUCAAGACAGAGUCAUUUACUAUAAACUACUUUUGAUAAGGUCAAAACCAACACUAGGGACAUAACAUAUUAAAAUGUAGCUUAUUUGGCGAGUUCUUUUUGCUGAGUUGCUCUUCUGAUGUCCUUUCUUGCAGGAUGGCUUUUUUUCCUGAAGAAAAACAAAAACAAAAUAUACCCAUCAUAUGAGGAUGAUGCCCCUGCAGGCAGUAUGCUGCCGGCAUUGGUGAGGCCAGAUAUGUGAACAGUGGCCCAAAAUAAUAAGGCAGAGCCGGGAGUCUUCCCAGAGUUUGGAAAAAAGAACAAAAUUUAUCCAGUGGAGCAGGAUGAAGAGGAGGCCCCUGCUGGCAAUAUCCUGCCAGUGCUGGUGAGGCCAGAGAUGCGAACAGUGGCCCAAAAUAAUAAGGCAGAGCCGGGAGUCUUCCCAGAGUUUGAAAAAAAGAACAAAAUUUAUCCAGUGAAGUGGGAUGAAGAAGAGGCCCCUGCUGGGAAUAUGCUACCAGUAUUUUUGAGGCCAGAGAUGUGAACAGUGGCCCGAAAUAACAAAGUAGAUCCCGUAGUCCUGCCAGGGUUGGUGCAGCAGCAGGCAAGACUCGAGGCUGUAUAAUAACAAUUGCAGAGUCGUUUACUAGAAACGACUUCUGAUAAGGUCAAAACCAACACUAUGUAUUAAAUGUAUCUUAUUUGGUGAGUUCUUUUUGCUGAGUUGCUCUUCUGGUGUCCUUUCUUGCAGGAUGGCUUUUUUUCUGAAGAAAAAGAAAAUACCCAAAAUACACCCAUCGUAUGAGGAGGCCCCUGCAGGCAGUAUGCUGCCGGCAUUGGUGAGGCCAGAGAUGCGAACAGUGGCCGGAAAUAAUAAGGCAGAGCCAGUAGUCUUCCCAGAGUUUGAAAAAAAGAAAAAAGAACAAAACUGA